Molecule: messenger RNA, 2049 nt
Organism: Fusarium mangiferae
Lineage: Eukaryota; Fungi; Ascomycota; Sordariomycetes; Hypocreales; Nectriaceae
Product: putative peroxisomal amine oxidase
Exons: 3
Coding region: 1-2049 (682 amino acids)
Biological process (GO): amine metabolic process
Molecular function (GO): copper ion binding; primary methylamine oxidase activity; quinone binding
Source: RefSeq, a predicted model, not a curated record
AUGGGUCUCACACAACAUCAUCCUUUUGAUCCUCUCUCCGGAGAUGAGAUCGCCGCUGCCGUUGAGGCUAUCCGCAAGUAUCAGUCCGGCCGACUCCUCUUCAAUGCGGUUACUCUACAUGAGCCCCGCAAGAAGGAGAUGUUGAGGUGGCUGGAGCAUCCUUCUGAUGGAAAUAAACCUGCGAGAAUUGCGGAUGUCACUGUCAUUCUUCCCGAUGGAGCUGUCUACGAUGGUCUUGUGGAUCUCAAGACGAGAAAGGUCCAGAAGUGGGAGAAGCUCGAUGGUCUUCAGCCUAUUAUCACACCCGAGGAACUCAUCCAGGUCGAGGAGAUCAUGCGCAAAGACCCCAAGGUCAUAGAACAGUGCGAAAUCUCCGGCAUUCCCAAAUCAGACAUGCACAAGGUCUACUGCGACCCCUGGACAAUCGGCUACGAUGAACGCUUCGGUAGCAACAUUCGUCUGCAGCAGGCACUCAUGUACUACCGUCCGGAUCCUGAUACCUUCCAGUACCAGUACCCUCUUGACUUCUGCCCCAUCUACGACGGCGCCAAGAAGGCCAUCAUCCACAUUGAUGUCCCCAGCGUGCGUCGUCCAUUGAGCAAGCAGAAGGCUAUUGACUACACUCCUCGCUACAUCAAUGAGAACGGUGGUUAUCGAAAGGAUAUCAAGCCUAUCAACAUUACACAGCCAGAGGGUGUCUCGUUCACCAUGAAUGGACGCGUUUUGUCGUGGCAGAACUUCAAGUUUCAUAUUGGUUUCAACUACAAGGAGGGUAUUGUGCUGAACCACAUCACCUUCACCGACAAGGGUAUCGAGCGACCUAUCUUCUACCGUCUCUCCCUCUCGGAGAUGGUCGUCCCGUACGGUGCGCCCGAGCACCCUCAUCAGCGAAAGCACGCCUUUGAUCUUGGUGAAUACGGUGCAGGAUACAUGGCCAACUCUCUCGCUCUGGGCUGCGACUGCAAGGGUGUGAUCCACUACCUCGACGCCGAAUUCGCCGCUCGCGAUGGUUCUAUCCGCACCAUCAAGAACGCCAUCUGUAUUCACGAGGAGGAUAACGGUAUUCUCUUCAAGCAUACUGACUUCCGCGAUGAUUCCGUCACCGUCACACGCGCGCGAAAACUCAUCGUGCAGCAGAUCUUCACAGCGGCGAACUACGAGUACGCAUGCCAGUGGGUGUUCCACCAAGACGGCACAAUCCAGCCUGAGAUCAAACUCACUGGUAUUCUCAACACAUACGCUCUCAACGAGGGCGAAGAGGCUGGACCGUGGGGCACAGAGGUUUAUCCCCAGGUCAACGCUCACAACCAUCAGCACUUGUUCUGUCUGCGCGUGAACCCCAUGAUCGACGGUGUGAACAACACUGUCAACAUGGUUGAUACUGUUGCUAGCGAGGCACCCGUCGGAAGUCCCCAGAAUAAAUACGGCAAUGCGUUCUACGCCAAGAAGACAAAGUUGAGGACGAGUGGGCAGGCCAAGACAGAUUACAACGGUGCAACGAGCAGGACGUGGGAGAUGGUUAAUGAGAAUAAGCUGCAUCCUUAUUCCAAGAAGCCUGCGUCUUAUAAGCUUGUUAGCAGAGAGGUUCCAGGUCUUUUGCCUAAGGAGGGUUCGCUGGUAUGGAAGCGAGCUGGUUUCGCCCGCCACGCUGUUCACGUCACACCUUAUCGUGAUGAUGAGCUCUGGGCCGCGGGUCGUCACGUCCCCCAAACAUCCGGCGAGCCAUCCCAAGGCCUCCCCGAGUGGAUCGCCGAAGGCACAGCAUCCACUGAAAAUACCGACAUUGUUCUCUGGCACACUUUCGGCGUGACACACAUCCCUGCCCCCGAGGACUUCCCUAUCAUGCCCGUUGAGCCAAUGACGUUGUUGCUCCGACCUAGGAACUUCUUUACGAACAACCCUUGUAUGGAUGUGCCGCCUAGUUACUCUAUUACUCCUACGCAGGUUGCGGAGAAGAAGGGGGCGCUGGAUCAGAGUGAUAAGGUUAGCCAGUUGGCUUUUGGGGGUAAGAGUUGUUGUUCGGGUGGUAAUGCUGCUGCGAGAUUGUAA